This is a messenger RNA of Vanrija pseudolonga, 306 nucleotides long. RefSeq names its product 54S ribosomal protein RTC6, mitochondrial (gene RTC6). The transcript is spliced from 3 exons. Gene Ontology annotation, molecular function: structural constituent of ribosome. Gene Ontology annotation, cellular component: ribosome. NCBI's taxonomy places the organism in Eukaryota, Fungi, Basidiomycota, Tremellomycetes, Trichosporonales, Trichosporonaceae. The record is from RefSeq and is a predicted model, not a curated record. The coding region runs from base 1 to 306 and encodes 101 amino acids. Gene Ontology annotation, biological process: translation.
AUGUUCGGCCUCUUCCGUCUCCGCCUCCUGGCAGGCCCCUCGCGCCAGUGCUCGACGCACGCGCACGCAUCGCUUGCCCGCCCGACCGUCUCGGCGCUCGUGCCGUCGUUCGCCUCGGCGCGUCUCGGCGCCCUUCCCCGCCCCGCAGCGGCACCGCAGGCGCUCCGCGUGCUCGGACAGGUGCGCGGCAUGAAGGUCCGGAGCAGCGUCAAGAAGUUUUGCGACGGGUGUGCUGUUGUGCGCAGGAAAGGAAGAAUCUACAUUGUCUGCUCGAAGAACCCCAAGCACAAGCAGAGGCAAGGAUAG